Brassica oleracea var. oleracea is the source of this 1019-nucleotide messenger RNA. RefSeq names its product vacuolar protein sorting-associated protein 32 homolog 1-like. Lineage: Eukaryota; Viridiplantae; Streptophyta; Magnoliopsida; Brassicales; Brassicaceae. Gene Ontology annotation, biological process: vesicle budding from membrane; late endosome to vacuole transport via multivesicular body sorting pathway. The coding region runs from base 195 to 833 and encodes 212 amino acids. The transcript is spliced from 7 exons. The record is from RefSeq and is a predicted model, not a curated record. Gene Ontology annotation, cellular component: ESCRT III complex; cytoplasmic side of plasma membrane; multivesicular body.
AGAAAAUAUCAAUCAAUCAUUAUACUACCUUGCAAAGUAUAAAACGAUCAUUAUAUAAAUUGCCACACAGAAAACUUCAACGCCGUUUCUCAUUCUUAAUCGCUCUCGAUAUAAUCUCUCUUUCUCAAUCAAGCAAGCAAACCUCCGGGCAUCAAUCAAAGUGUAGGUUUCACGAGUUAUCCAAAGGAACAAGAAUGUUUACUCGGCUAUUCGGUAAACCCAAGGUGGAGACCAAUACUCUCCAUACAUUAGACAAGCUUAAUGAGACACUUGAGAUGCUGGAGAAGAAGGAGGGUGUUCUUCUCAAGAAGGCUGCUGGAGAGGUUGAGAGAGCCAAGGAAUUCUCCAAGGCCAAGAACAAACGCGCGGCUAUACAAUGUUUGAAAAGGAAGAGGUUAUAUGAGCAACAAGUUGAACAGCUUGGAAACUUCCAGCUCCGUAUCCAUGAUCAAAUGAUUAUGUUGGAGGGUGCCAAAGCAACAACUGAGACUGUAGAUGCUUUGAGGACUGGUGCUGCUACUAUGAAAGCUAUGCAGAAAGCUACAAACAUUGACGAUGUUGACAAGACAAUGGAUGAGAUCAAUGAGCAAACAGAUAACAUGAAACAGAUCCAGGACGCAUUGUCCGCUCCAUUUGGCUCUGCUGCUGAUUUCGAUGAGGAUGAAUUGGAAGCAGAACUUGAAGAACUUGAAGGCUUGGAGCUAGAGGACCAACUUCUUCAGCCAGCAAGACCCGUUCAUGAAGGAAAGCAACCUGCUCGUCCUCUACCUCAGAAGCAACACUCCGCUCAUGAAGAUGAACUCGCUGCACUACAGGCUGAGAUGGCACUCUAAGGUUACCUUAUAAAAACAAACAACGGGUUCUGUUUACUGCAUCGUAAGGGUUUGAGUGUGCAUUAUUUAAAAAAAAAAAGAAACAGAAAUGAAAAAUUGUUAUGUACAUUAUACAAAGUAUCCGAGUCAAAUUGAUCGGAUAGAUUAUUUUAUAUACAAUUUGACUUAUAAGCUUUUAUUUAUUUA